AUGGAUUCGGAUUUUGUUACGACUGGGUCCAACUACACAUCAUUUACCGAACUAGAGACUUCAUCUGCAAUCAUCUCGGCGAAGGAGUCAAGCUCCGCUCUGACAAGUCUGUCUACUGAUUCUAAUAGCGUUUCUAUUUUUUUGUCGAUUGAUAUCUCUUCCCCAAGCGACACAUCAACAUACUUGCCGAGUGAAUCUUCUGCAUUCACAAUACAGGGUGCAGACCUGACGACCUCGUCGUUCAAUCCUACCGGGGUUGGAUUUACUUCUGAUGUCAGGCUACCUGAGUCGUAUUCUCUCUCCUUGACGAGCGGAUCCCCAGCUUCGGAAGCCACAUCGUCAGCUUUGACUACGAAUGAUACAUCUGUUGGUAUUUCGCCAGAGGUCUAUUCUACAUCAUCGACCUAUGCUAGUGCAACCACUACUUACUCGUCCAAUGAAAACACCGCGCUGUUCGUAUCGACUUCGCUGGGAACCCCAGAAUAUCUUACAUCUUCAAUAACCAUGUCUAAUAUACUGUCACAUAGCUUAUCGGAGACCUUGCCAACCAAUAACACGGUGGAAGAUAUGAAUACUGGUACCACCGCCUCAAUAGUAGACUUUACUCUAUCGAUAUCGAGUACACCUACACUUUCGAAACUUACGAGUUCUGAAAUAAAUAGUCUGGAUAUCAAUAGCUCUCAGUUUGCCAGCCGAUCUUUUACAGAUCAAAAGACCACGAGUGUAGAGUCCAACAACCCGAGAUCUGAUUCCUCGGAUCCUAAUACGUCGAGAAGCACCGGACAAGACGCUCUCCGUUCAGGACUCGCCGGCCCGGAAACUGGCAGCUCAGAGAAUGGCAGUUUAAAAAGAAGCAGUGCUGAAAGUGGCAGCAUUGUCACGACCAGCUCCCAACUUGCUAGCGCAGAAAUCACGACUUCGGCAACCAACAGCCCUGAAACUACUGGUACGAAGGUUGCCAGCCCUGGAUCGAGCACUUCAGAGUUUCCCAACUUAGAUAGUAGUAGCUCGAAAUUUUCUCAGUCUCAGUCGACCAUCUUCGAGUCAACAUUAGCGCGGUCGACUAGUUCGGAGUUGAAGACUUCACAAGUUCAGCGCAACAAAGCCCUGGAGAGAGCCCUCUCAGUACAACAGCAUCAGGGUUGA
This is a messenger RNA of Bacidia gigantensis, 1146 nucleotides long. RefSeq lists its product as uncharacterized. NCBI's taxonomy places the organism in Eukaryota, Fungi, Ascomycota, Lecanoromycetes, Lecanorales, Ramalinaceae. Bases 1 to 1146 code for a protein of 381 amino acids. The transcript is spliced from 2 exons. The record is from RefSeq and is a predicted model, not a curated record.